Molecule: messenger RNA, 6440 nt
Organism: Prionailurus viverrinus (fishing cat)
Lineage: Eukaryota; Metazoa; Chordata; Mammalia; Carnivora; Felidae
Gene: ARHGAP11A
Product: Rho GTPase activating protein 11A
Exons: 12
Coding region: 763-3810 (1015 amino acids)
Biological process (GO): signal transduction
Source: RefSeq, a predicted model, not a curated record
UUGAGCCUGGGCUGGAAGUGAAGGUGGAAAGAUUGCGGCUCCGGAGCUGCAGAGGCGGUGAGGGCGGAGGCAUGAGGAGAGUUGCGUGGCUUCAGUGAGGAGACCGGGAUGUGCCUGCCGGGGGCUGUAGGCAGGCUGAUGGGGGAGGGAAAGAGCAGCCUGUGAAACGGGGUGACGGCGGCGACCAGCCCGGGCGGGGACCGGGACUGGAAGAGGCGCCUGAGCAGCCGGCUGGUCCGGCGGCUGGGCUGGGGUUUGGGGACGGGGACUUGAGAGACGAACGUCCAGCUGAGCCUGCCAGCGCAGGAAGGCCGAGGAGAAGGGUCGUGUUUUGCCGUUGGGAAAGAGACGAGGGCGAAGGAAGGAUUGGAGGAAGCUGGAUCUUAGGAAGUGGCCGGAAGUGCUGAGAAGCUGGUAACAGGCGUCGGUACAAGGAACCGAAAGGAUCAGGAAGAAAGAAGGGAGGUCUGUGUAAGUAGCCGAAAAGAUCGAGUGACAAGAAAGAGGGCCGGUGUAAGUGAAGGAAAAGUGAGGUGUGGCUAUAUCAGAGGGAAGUAGGAGAAGACGGUCAGUGCAAGUGGGUUGAGGACCGAGGGAAAAGCCGUGGAAGUGGCUGGGGUCCGGGGCCGGGACAGUGCCAGACUUGGCCGGAAGGCAGCGGAGCGGAGCGCAAACCUGAGAGUGUUUGGAAAUUGGAAGACUUGGUGGCGAACGAGGGUCAGAACUGAGAUCCUGCCUCGGAGAGUGAGCGACGUGUCCGGGAUGUGGGAUCGGAGGCUGGUGAGGUUGGCCUUGUUGCAGCAGCUUCGGGCCGUCUAUGGCAUUAAGGUCAAGAGUGGCCGUGGGCAGUGCGAUCGUAGGAGACAUGAAACAGCGGCCACGGAUACAGCGGGUAAAAUAUUUGGAGUACCUUUUAAUGUAUUGCCCCAUUCUGUCAUACCAGAAUAUGGACAUAUUCCAAGUUUUCUUGUUGAUGCUUGCACAUCUUUAGAAGAGCAUAUUCACACAGAAGGGCUUUUUAGGAAAUCAGGAUCUGUUGUUCGUCUGAGAGCCCUAAAGAAUAAACUGGAUCAUGGUGAAAGUUGCCUGGCUUCUGCACCACCUUGUGAUGUUGCAGGACUUCUUAAGCAGUUUUUCAGGGAAUUGCCGGAGCCCAUUCUUCCAGUUGAUUUGCAUGAAGCACUUUUCAAAGCUCAACAGUUAGGAACAGAAGAGAAGAAUAAAGCUACAUUACUGCUCUCCUGUCUCAUGACUGACCACACAACCGAUGUAUUAAGAUACUUCUUUAACUUUCUCAAGAGUGUUUCCCUUAGGUCUAGUGAGAAUAAGAUGGAUAGCAGCAAUCUCGCAGUAAUAUUUGCACCAAACCUUCUUCAGACAAGUGAAGGACAUGAGAAGAUGUCUGCUAACACAGAAAAAAAGCUCCGAAUACAGGCUGCAGUGGUACAGACCCUUAUUGACCAUGCAUCAGAUAUUGGGCAUGUUCCAGAUUUUAUCCAGGAAAAGAUACCGGCCAUGUUGGGUAUUGAUGGUCUCUGUGCUACUCCAUCAUUAGAAGGUUUUGAAGAAGGUGAAUGUGAAACUCCUGGUGACUAUAAGAGAAAGCCAAGACAAAGUGUAGGAGAUUUUGUUAGUGGAGCAUUAAAUAAAUUUAAAUCUAACAGAACACCCUCUAUUACGCCUCAACAGGAAAGAACUGCUCAGCUACCCAUAUCACCCAUGAAUCUCACACCAAAUGCUAAGCGUAAGCUACCAAUAGAGUCUUCUCAUGGUUUCUCAAGUAAGAAAAGGAAGUCAAUCAAGCACAAUUUUAACUUGGAGUUGUUGCCAACUAAUCUCUUCAACAAUUCUACACCGGCAUCAGUUCACAUUGAUACAAGCCCCGAAGGGUCAGCUCAGAGUUCAUUCUCUCCUGUAGCCAUCAGUGGAAACGAUUCGAUCAGUACAAGUGUGCUAAGGCGAAGUAAGAGGAUUGCAAGUAAAAAAAUUUGCAGGGUGGAAUCGGGAAAAGCAGGCUGCUUCUCUCCUAAGAUCAGUCGUAAAGAAAAGGUCCGAAGAUCUCUUCGUUUGAAAUUUAGUCUGGGGAAAAGUAGCAAAGACCCAAAUGGGUGUCCUGGUGUCGAUAGAUACGAAAAUGUCGGUCGACGACUUGCAAAUCAACAAAGUUUAAAAAAUAGGAUUGAAUCUGUAAAAACAGGUCUCCUUUUUAGCCCAGAUAUUGAUGAAAGAUUAACAAAGAAAGGUUCAAAAAAGAUCAGUAAGUCUGAGGAGAACUUAUUAACCCCAGAGCGUCUAGAUGGAACAAGUUACCGGAUGUCUUGGACAGGACCUACUAAUUCCGGUUUUCAAGAAAUGGUGACAAAUGAAGUUUCUCCAAUCAAGGCAAAUCUUGAGGUGGAAAGCUCUUCUUCAGAGCCUGAUACUUCAGUUGAAAAGUUACCUGUUAGUUCAUAUGAACGCACCCUUUCUAAUGUACAGGAUAAGCAUAACAACAGUGUAACUGGAAGCUCUCUUAGUGGGGAUGAAAAUCACUUGACCACAGAGACUCUGGUGAAAAUUCAGAAAGCAUUUUCUGAAUCUGGAAGUAAUCUUCAUGUAUUGAUAAAUCACAGCCAGUCAUCAGUAACUAAUGUGGGGAAAGUAAAACUAAGUGAAACAUCUUCUAUAGAAUACAGUCCAGAGAAAAAUCUGUUUGAGACUAAUGAUUUGACUGUGAUAGAAUCAAAUGAACAUCAAACUGGUAAAGAAGAACAUAGUUUUCCAGAACAAGACAUCUCACUACAUCAAACUCAAAAUUUGGAUAGAGAAGCAACUGUAAAAUGUUAUUCAACUCAUGUGAAGAUUGAACAUGAAGAAAGCAUUUGUUCAAAUAUACCUAAAGACUAUUCAGUUAAACAAGAGUUGCCUAGUGAUGAACACGUAAAGGAACAGCAGUCUCUGGGGGAUAAAGUAAAUCCUGAAUUAAGGGAGAGCGAGAAUAUAAUCGAAGAGAACUUGGCGAAGCAUGCAGCUAGCACUUCUUCCUCAGAGCCCAUCACGUGUAACAUAACAAACUUGUCCAAAUGCAGGCCUGUGAGAAUUGUUAAGCAGCAGUCGCUGGUGGAAACCUGUAGCGCUACGGUUUCUGAAAGCUUACAAAUGACAGAGCGUGGUAAUGUGUCAGACCACAUACAGUGGUUUAACAAGCUUUCUUUAAAUGAACCAAAUAAAACAAAGGCAAAGUCACCUCUUAAGUUUCAGCGUACACCUGUUCGUCAGUCUGUCAGAAGGAUUAACUCCUUGUUGGAGUAUAGCAGACAACCUGUACGGCACAAAUUGGCGAGUCUUGGUGAUGCCGCUUCUCCUCUGGUGAAGUCAGUGAGCUGUGACAGUGCUCUUUCCUCUGGUAUGGAAAGUACAUCAAAAGAUUCCUUGAUUUCAUAUACCAAAUCAGGUCCUAAAGAACAGAAGUUUACGGGGUGUGGACAGUCCAAUGUUGAUACAGUUUUGAAAUCAAGCAUGGAGUUAACUUCUCAAUCUUUCUCAAAGACCAAGAGGCCCCCAGACUCCACGAAUGCUUCUCUUGGGUCUACCAGAGUUUGUAAACAGGAAGUGGUGUCCAGAGGCCAAAUUAAGGUUCCCUUGGAUGACCUGACAAAUCAUGACAUAUUAAAAUCUGUUGUAAAUAAUAAUGCGGGCUUUUCUCCUGGGAUAAAUAGCAGAGUCCUUAGGAAACCAUCAGAAAAAGAAAGAGUCUGGUAUAAAGGUUCUCCAAAAAAUCCCAUCGGAAAAGCUCAGUUACUACCAACGAGUAAACCUGUAGACUUGUAAUUGGUAGAUGUUAAUACUUGUUAAUGUAAAUAAAAUUAGCUGUUGGUGAUAGGACUUGCAGGAUAAUCUGCAUGUUGGUUUGUUAGCUCAGGAAGGUUAAGUGAUAGAUUUUAAUUUCAGUGCACAAGCAACUUGAAUUCUUACGCUUGUAUAAAUGACUUGUUUUUCUUAAUUAUGGCAGUAUUUAAAUUUUGUAAUUGUAUUGUGAUCUCUUCAAGCAGAGGUUACAUUUUACCUUUUGAAAGAAGUUGUUGGCUGGGUUUAUGAGAAAUUAAUUCUUGAAAAUUGUAUGAAUUUUAGUUUUAAGCGUGAUAGGAAGAGUGAACGAGUUGUGACUAUUUCCUGUUAUUCCUCCUGAGUCAGAGAAGGUUUCUACGAGAAAUUUCUAACCCGUAAAGGGAAGAGAUAAGCCCUACAGAUCUUAUUUCUUGAAUUACGUUGAUAUUUAUGGUUUAUGCCAGAAUCCCUAGAAAUUAACUUGCUUCAAUAGCAACUUAAUCUUUUAUUCCAAUUUGGGGCAGAAUAAUUGGGUUUAUAUGGUCUGUAGAUGUGUACAGCUGGUUCCCUUGGACGAAGAAUAAUGGCUAAAGCAGAAUAAGGACUCAAGUGUGCUCUUAGAGAAUGAUGCUGCAGAAUAUUCGAUGACUUUUGAGCCAUACUAUUUUAUAGUUAAUUUGCACAAAUAUAUUUGUAGCUGUUUUGUCCAAUAUAGGAUUUAAAAUUAUUUAAGGAGGAAUAAUUAAGCUUGGAAAUUUUUAAUCAAAGUGAUUUCUUACAUUCACAUACUUGAUUUUAUAAUUUAAAAUAGGUGAUGUGCCUCUGUACAUUUAACUUGGAUUCUUAACUUUUGAUUCUUAUAAAAGCCUAUGAUGGUUUUGUCUGGUGUGUAAAUGUUAUUUAUUUAGCAUAGACAUUAAAGGUAACCUUCUGGAAAAUGACUUGUCUGAAUCUCUAAUGAAAUUCAAAAUACCUCUUAGAAUUUGACCCAAAUUGUUGAGCAAAUCUAUCUAAAUUUGUAUUUUAAGUUAUUAGAAGUUAAUCUUUAAGGAAAGAAUAAUAGCAACAAUGGUGGAUAUUCUCUAGGUUUUAGAGGAAGGAAUAUUGCAGGGCGAACAAACCACUGAAGAUAGUUUUACAGGUCAGUUUUUAGAAUGUCACAUUCAGACGGUGGAGCAGAAUAGAACAGCACUGCAAAUCUACUCAGAGCAGCCAGAGUCAUCAGAUGUCUGCUUGACCACAUUCUACUUGAUAGCAGUACACCUGUUUUAUUUCAAAGCGAUUUCCUGUCUAUUACCUAGGAAUCAACCCUUUCUCACUACCAGUAAGAAUUUGACUUCUAUAAAGACUGUAGAUAUGAAUACCAUGUUUAUCUGACAUGAAAACAGGUUUGUGAUAUAAACUGGAUAUUCAUUUCGGCUGUUUAUGAUAUUUCUGAUAGUAAGUCGAGAUAGGAAACAUUCAUAAACUUUGAAAUAGAUAUUGUCUGAUUCAGAGCAAUUUUUUAAAUUUCACCUUCGCUCUGGAUAAACUUUUAAAGAUGUAUUAAUGCCAUUUUAUAUCCAUGGGUAUGGGUGAAGUGUUGAAUAGGAAGACUAAUUCAGUAAGAAGCCAUGGGAGAUUAAUGGUACAAUUACCUGAAUUAGUGGCUUUUCUGAGAGAUUAAUAAUGAAAGAUGUUUAUUUUUUAAAAAACUACCCACAUAUUACUCCCAUUUUUGUUAGGUGAAAGCCAGCAGUAUAGGAAGACUAUGAAAGUAAGAAACUUGUACAGUCAGGAAAGUUAAAUUUUAGAAUUAAUCUCUCCACUUUAUCUAAAAUGGAGAUGUUACUCAUCUCAUGAGGAUAUUUGGUCAAAUGGUAUGUGAACGUACUUAGUAAAGUUAGGUUAAGCCCUAUGGACAUAGGCGCCUGGGUGACUCAAUAGGUUAACUGUCCAACUCUUGAUAUCAGCUCAGGUCACGAUUUCACGGUUUGUGGAACUGAGCCCCAAGUCAGACUCUGGAGCUGUCAUCACAGAGCUUGCUUGGGAUUCUCUAUCUUCCUCUCUCUCUGCCCCUCUCCCAGCUCACAUGCUCACUCUCAAAAUUUUUUUAAAAAGUAUGGACAUAGGCAGUAACUUAAAGGAUUAUUUUCACUUUGUUAUAUACAAGUGUAAAUAAAGAUCUAAUACGAAUUUAUUUAUCAUGAGCAACAAUACAAUUACACAAUUACAUAGGACUUAAAUUAGCCGGCUGCUUGGCAACAUUCUAUAAUCACUAAGAAUUUAACAUAGUCAUUUGAUCAUCAAGUCCAGGAUGUGUAUAAUUUAAAAUCUCAAAUUUCAAGGGCAACUGAGUGGCUCAGUUGGUUAAGCGUCCGACUUUGGCUCAGGUCAUGAUCUCGUGGUUUGUGAGUUCAGGCACUGCAUCAGGCUCUGUGCUGACAGCUUAGAGCCUGGAGCCUGCUUCAGAUUCUGUGUCUCACUCUCUCUGUCUCUGCCCCGAUGGUAUUCUGUCUCUCUCAAAAAAUAAACAUUAAAAAAAUUUUUAAAUAAAAUACAAAUUUCAUAUGAAACCUUUUGGUGUAUCUUAAACGUCCAUUCAACACAAAAGCAGUAAAUCGUGAUGCCUUCUCCAUUUUUCCAAGCAUAAA